Mercurialis annua (annual mercury) is the source of this 2864-nucleotide messenger RNA. RefSeq lists its product as uncharacterized. The record is from RefSeq and is a predicted model, not a curated record. The transcript has 5 exons. Bases 239 to 2509 code for a protein of 756 amino acids. NCBI's taxonomy places the organism in Eukaryota, Viridiplantae, Streptophyta, Magnoliopsida, Malpighiales, Euphorbiaceae.
UUAGUUUUUUCGCCGUUUCUUCUCCUUUUCUAUUCAAAAUGAUUAUUGUUUAGGGUUUUUACUGUUCUUUGCAAUUUAGGGUUUUUGUCAAAACUUUAAAGAAUUGAUCAAUUUAGGGUUUUAUAAUUUGUUGAAGCAACUGGGUUUGGAGAGUUUAAAGCAGCGAUAUAUUGAAAGAAGACAAACAGGCGUAUGCGAGCUGUUGGACACAAAACUUAAAGGAAUUGAUCAAUUUAGCAUGGCUACUGCUGGUGAUAGUAGAAGUUUUUUAGUGAGAGUGCAUCAUGGUGGAAAGUUUGUUAGGGACCCUGGGUUGAGAUACUCAAAUGGAGAGAUGGAAGAUUAUGAAAUUUUUGAUAUUGAUAAGCUGAAUUAUCGUAGAAUAGUUAAUAUGGUGGCUCAGGUAGGUUAUGGAAAUUAUCCUAGAUUGUGGUGGCUUAGACCCGGGGGGAAAAUUGAUUGCGAUCUUAUAUACUUUUAUGAUGAUAGUGGGAUGCAUCAAUUGCUUAACACAAUGAAAAAUGGAGAAACUAUUGAUAUGUACUGCGAACACGCAGUAGAUCAUCCUGAAAUUAUAAACCAGUUGACAGAUGCCGAUAGUCACAAUGUGGAAGUAAUGGGUGAUUAUGAAGAUCUAGGUUACUUUGACAUUGAUGUAGACAUUGGUCCAAAUACAGAUGAUGAGAAUGAGGAAUUAGCAUCAGCUAGAGAGAAAAAGAAAACCUAUGCGGAAGAACAAAAGGCUGAAGAUCUUGAGAGCAGCGAUGAAGAGGAUACUGUUGAACCUGAAGUAGUCUCUUCAAACCCAGACCGUGCUGUCCUUGAAGAAGUGGGUUCUGAUAUAGAGUAUCAAAAUGUGGAUGAUGGUUAUGAAAGUAUAGAUGAAGAAGCUGACAAUCAAGGAAAUUCUGUUUUGAGAGUUAAGAAAACAAGAAAAGUCUUGUACAACCCGAAUGUGAAUGCACAAUCAUUUCUUGUAGGUAUGGUGUUCAAGAAUAUGAAAGAGUUUAAACUAGCAUGCACAAAAUAUUCUAUACUUAGGGGAGUUGACAUAGACUUUGUUAGGAAUGAAAAAGAUAGAGUGAGGGCUGUUUGUUGCUUUAAAAACUGUCCCUGGCUAUGCUUUGCGAGCAAAGAAGGCAACACAGGUGAUGUUAAGAUCAAGAAAUACAUUCCUAAACAUAUGUGCAUGAAAUCAUUCACCAACAGAAGGAUUACAUCUAAGUAUCUAGCAUUCCAUUUAAGAGAAGUCAUUGAGAAUAAACCUUCAAUUAGGGUUACUGUAUUAAGAGAAAUGGCUAAGCAGGACUUGAAGUUUGAAAUUGGUUACUACAUGGUGAAGAGGGCAAAGCAACAGGUGCUACAAGAGACAAAAGGGAACUAUGUGAAAGAGUAUGCUACCCUACAUGAUUAUGCACAAGAAAUUAGGGAAACAAAUAUAGGCUCUACAGUGGUUGUACUACCUAUAAGAGGGACCAAUCAAUUUGAUUUUUUCUAUGUGUGUUUUGAUGCAUUGAAGAAAGGUUGGAAGCAAGGAUGUAGGCCAGUGAUUGGGAUGGAUGGAUGUUUCCUAAAAACUGAAUGUGGGGGUCAAUUAUUGACAGCUGUUGGAAGAGAUGGAAAUGAUCAGCAAUUUCCUAUAGCCUGGGCGGUCGUUAAAGUUGAGAAUAAACAGACGUGGACAUGGUUCAUAAAGCUAUUAAAAACUGAUUUAGAAAUUACUGAUGGAGAUGGACUUGUAGUUGUGACAGACAUGCAAAAGCCACGGGGCAGACCUAAAAAAAAUAGAAGAAAGGAACCGGAUGAGCCCAAGAAAGCCGGAAAAUUGUCUAAGAAAGGGAUUUCGAUUAAGUGUAGUGUUUGCCGUGAAUAUGGACACAAUAAGAAUGGUUGUAAGAACCGCGUCAAAGCUCAAACCAAUCAAACUUCAGGAAAUCCUACAUCAGAAAAUUUGAACCAAUCUGAUGCUGAAAUAGCUAAGGAAUAUUACUUCCACUAUGAAAAACCAGAGAAUGUACCGUCUUCGGAGAACAUUGUACAAGAUCUUUUAACAAGAGCUGCAAAUAAGGAGUCUCAAACUACAAGCAAAGAUCAAGAACAUAAAGAAGCAAGCACCAAAAAGAAGAAAAAUGCAAAAGAACCUACUGGGAUUAUCUUUGAAGGAGGAAGGGCAUCCAUAGAUAGUGUUUUUUUCCUAGAAAAUUUCCACAAGGAGAAGGUUUCAUAUGACAAAGAGCAAAUGAGGACUAUCGGACUAGUACAGCCACCAGCUUCAUAUCAAGGGAAUCCCUCAUAUGGAAGAUUUAAGUCACCAGGCUUGAGGUGGGAUGGUAGUCCAGCAGUUACCGUGAAUCAAUUGCAAGCUGAUGUUGAAAGAGCAAAAAGAAGUAGAAAUCCAAGUGACGAAACACAAGCAGCAAUGGCAUCUCAAUCAAAAGAGGGCAAUCAAACAACAGAUGCACAAAGGACACAUAAGAUGCAAAAGACUAGGCCUACAUGGAGGCCAUGAGUUUUGAAAAAAAAAGAAUAGUAUUUUGCUUUUUGCUGGACCUUAGGUCUAUUUUGAAUCCAACAUAGUUGCACAGCUUAAUUUUGUGUUCUUAAAACACAUCUAGCUGUAAUUGCAGAUUGAGUUUGUUUUUGGUUUUUGUAAUCUGCAGCUGCACUAGUUUGAUUUUGGUAUAGCUUAUACGUGCAUAGGGGAGUCCUGUUUUUGGAAAACAAUGCACAUAUGACAUUGCUUUAUAUUAUUGUAAGUUUAUAUGCAACUUAUGUGCACAGGUCAAACAUGUGUUUUAUAGUAUGUUCAAAUACAAUUUGCAGGUUUAGUUUAUGAUUUAUAACAGCUUUUAUGUAUUUUCAGA